Solenopsis invicta (red fire ant) is the source of this 3181-nucleotide messenger RNA. RefSeq names its product plasminogen activator inhibitor 2, macrophage. Bases 446 to 1690 code for a protein of 414 amino acids. Lineage: Eukaryota; Metazoa; Arthropoda; Insecta; Hymenoptera; Formicidae. The transcript is spliced from 4 exons. Gene Ontology annotation, molecular function: serine-type endopeptidase inhibitor activity. The record is from RefSeq and is a predicted model, not a curated record.
AUGAUAAAAAAAAAUAUUAAAAUGAACAUAAAGAUCCGUCAUAAACUCAAAGCUUAAAUACGCAUAAAUAUGAUAGAGAAUAUUAUUGUUAGAUCUUUAAAUAAACAAAACGAUCAAGGUUUCGCGUUUGUCCUAAUCUCCGAAAAUCUUUGUAACCGGUCGUGUUUUCCUUUAUUUCAAAUUUCUCUGAGGCUUCCGCGUUUCCAUCAAAUGAUGUUAGUAAAUAUAAGGUUACCCGAAUGAUCUUGACCGUCUAUGUGCUGUCGAUAUCACUCGAACAUCAAACUUGGGAAGGAGCUGUUUUCGACAGUACAAGUUGAACUAACGGACAAUCGUCAUUGUAUUUGGCCAACAUUUUCAGUGAUUUAACCAAAUUUUCUGGCUUGUUAUCCGACAAUUUUUAUAAUUUGCAUUGGGACGUCGACAGUAUAGAAUUACAUACAAGAUGUUAACAGAGUCACGCUUCAAAUUCGCUCUGGAAUGUCUGAAGCAAUGUUUGUUGAUCGAGCCGAGAAGUAAUGUCUUUUUUAGUCCAUCUCUCAUAUACGAGCAUUUACUCACAGUGUGUAUUCUAUGUAAUACCUAUAAUGUACCUAGUGGCGAUAGAAUUGAAAAUUCUCUGAAGAAGAUUCUCUAUAUUCCUGAAAAUAUCACUAAAAUGAUUGUUCAAAAAUAUUAUUUGGAUACAAUAGAAAAGUUUAAUUACUGGAUAAUGGAUUCCACGGGAUCUUAUAAGUAUGGAAUCAACAAUGUAAUUUGGAUCGAAAAUAAAUUAAUAGCACGAAAAAGAAGCUAUUUUAAACGUCAUUAUCGUUUGUCUCUCAGCGGUUUAUUUUGGUUCAAAUACCAAAAGUUGCGUAAAGUCCGAUUUGAUAAUUCUCGUUACAGUACAGACAGAAGAGAUGACGUUAAUACAUUUAUUAAAGAUACAACAGGAUAUCUCAUAGAAAAUCUGUUGCCACCAAACAGCAUCCAUGACAAAACCAACCUAGUUAUGGCAAACGUGGCCUACUUAAAGGCCAAAAUAAACUGCGAGUUUGAUCCUAAUGUCGGCCAUAGCAGCAAGAAUGUAGAAGGCACGAAUUUGCAACUAAACGCAAAUAUUACGCAAUUACGUUUAAAAGAUGACAGGAUAUCAAUAUUGUUCCUUACCCCUAUACUAUCGGAAUCUGAGAAAGACAAUAUCAUAUUAACAAAUGAUAGAAUCGUCCAAAUGAUAGAACAACUGAUGACAGAGGAAGGAUAUCGGUAUCUUCGUCAAAUUUUGGAUCACGGAGAAUCGCAACAGAUUUCCAACACGUUUCCGACGUUCAAGAUUGUGCAAGACCUACGGAUGUAUGAUUUGUUAAAGAUACUGGACGUUGAGGAACUUACGCCACUUGGAGCAGCUAAUUUGAAUCCGAUGACUUAUUUAGGGGCUGUGAGAUUUGGCGAUGCCAUGCAUCGAGUCAACGUUGACAUUACGGAGAAUAGUGUCAUAGCAACGGCGAGUAACGUAUUAUUUACCCACAAUUCUUCUCGUCACGAACGGAUAAAUACUGUAGACUGCUCCAACUCAUGUGUCUGCUUCAUCUAUGAUAAACACAAUAGCAACAUUCUUUUCUGCGGCGUCUUAUUCAAAGCUGAAAAUCAGCAGCAAUGUGAUGCCGCGGGAACUUCAGAAUGUUGUAGUGGACAAGAACGUCUUUAACUAACGUCCCGAUAAAACAAAGAUUAAAAAAUUUAGCAAACAAAAAAUUAAUUUUAUCAUUAGAAGCUGAAAAAUAAGCAUUUAAAAUUUAUUCAAUCGCAACAUCCUUUUCUGCAGUGUCUUAUUCAAAGCUAAUGAAAGUCAGCAGCAAUGUAAUGCCGAUAUCUCAAAAUGUUGUAGUCUGAAACGCUGAAACGUCUUUAAUUAACGUCCUGAUACAACAUAGUUUAAAAAAUACAUUUAGCAAAUAACAAAUUAAUUUUAUCAUCAAGUUGAAAAAUCGUUUAAGAUUUGAUACGUCUUUCAAACUAUUUUAUAAAUGUUAUAAAAAAUCUUUUAACAUUUUAUUUAUUUUUUAACAUUUUUAAAAUACCAUUUUAUACGCGACAGUUCGACAAUUUAAUGAACAAUUUAUUAAAUAGCUAUUAAUAAUAUUUAAUAAAUGUUUGUAUACCGCAAAAGUGUAUUAGCUAAAUACGAUUUUUUAAACAUUCAUUAAAUGUUCAGUAAAUACUCGCAAUAGAAUUAAUUUUUUUCAUAGAGAAAUUGAUUUCAGUUUAAAAGUUUAACAAUAUAAAUUGUCGACUAUAAUCAAAAUAAUAAAGUGUAUCUCUGACAUGUUUGUGUAACAAGAAUUUUAGCGAUUAUGACUUUUUAAAUAUAUAAUUUAAUAAUUUUAGUUAAUAAAGUUACAUAAACAAGUCUUGUCGCGAUUUUUGAGAAAGUGUUGCGAUCAGCAAUUUGCAUUUCUUCCGAUUAAAUCAAUAAAUUGAAUAUUUGAAGUUGAAACUACAUUUAUAUAUAUUGGGCUCGACAUACAUAAUUUUGAGAGAAAGAGAGAAAACUCCAUUUCCGAUUUCUGUUCGUUUGUAUUAAUUGGUAUAUGUAUGUAAAUUUAAUUAUGCCUAUAAAAAAUUGGUAGCAUCCAACCCGAAAGAUAAAAAUAUCGGAAUCUUUUGCAAUUGAUUGUAACAUAUAAAACGUAUGCACGUACCGACGCAUGUAUGAAACACUAGGAAUAAUGACAAAUGUGAAUUCAUUCUAAUUUACGCUGCGAAUCAUUACAGUAUGAGAUAAGUAAACGAGAUUAGCAAACUCGAGAUUCAUUAGAAACGCAAAGAAAAUUAAAAAAGUUCUUGUGCUCUUUCGACAACACGUAAUAUCAUCUUUAAAGUCUUUCGGCGUGACGAUUCUGUUUGCCAGUCCGGAAGAAUUUGUGAUUGGAUAUCUCAUUUAUAUUCGUUUUUAUUUUUAUUUUUCAGUAGCGAAAUUUCAAUAUUUGAUAAAAAAAAUAUUAGAAACGACAAGUUCAUAUACUUCAAAGAUGUUUGUAUUGCAUAUAGACCACAUUUAAAUAAUCGCAAUAUUGUAGAAUUUAUAGCGUAACACAUGCGAAGAUGUAAUAAGAAAAAAAUGAUAAUGUUUUCAAACAGGUGUAUAAUUAUAAGUAUAAAUAAAAUUAAACUUUCUCAAUGCAUUCCAAAAAUAUAA